UAUCCAGUUCUUACUGGCUUGGAUACGACCCGACAAUGAAAAAGUUUCCCCCUCUCUCUCCCCCUGUCUUCUUCUUCUCGCAUUGAUCUUUUCCUCUCAGAACCCCAAAAGAGACUCCACCUUUGUUUGUUGAAAAACAGAAGCUGCUCCUUUCUUUUAACGCGCUAAUCGCUGACAAGAGUUCCACUGAAGGAGGAAAGUGGAAGCAGUAUUUGUACUAUUACCCACUAGCUCCCUGUCCACCUCCUCUCUCGUAGAAAAUCCCAACCCCUUUCUGCUAGACUCUGCCCACAAGGUAUGGCGUGGCCGACGCGAAACCAGCUGCAUCGCAAUGCGGCGUCGUUUUGUAGAUACUCUCUCCUCGUCUUUGCCUUGUGCUUCGCCUUCUCCGCGCCUCUCUGCAGAGCCACGCCUCAGCACAAGAAUGCUUAUGCCACCAUGAUGUACAUGGGCACCGCCAGAGACUACGAGUUCUACGUCGCCAUACGCGUCCUCUUCAAAUCCCUCGCCGCCCUCAACGCCCAAGCCGAUCUCGUCGUCAUUGCCUCCGUCGACGUCCCUCUCCGAUGGGUCCGAGCUCUGGAACAAGAAGAUGGAGCGAGAGUGGUGAGAGUGGAAAACAUGGACAAUCCCUACAAGCACCAAGAAAAUUUCGACAAGAGAUUCAAGUUGACGUUAAAUAAACUGUACGCGUGGAGCCUGGUUGAUUACGACAGGGUGGUCAUGUUGGAUGCUGACAACCUCUUCCUUCAUAACACCGAUGAGUUGUUUCAAUGUGGACAAUUCUGCGCUGUCUUUAUCAACCCCUGCAUCUUCCACACCGGCCUCUUUGUCUUGCAGCCAUCAAUGGCGGUGUUUAAGGAUAUGGUUCAUGAAUUAGAGAUUGGAAGAGAAAAUCCGGAUGGUGCAGACCAGGGUUUUAUAUCUAGUUACUUCCCGGAAUUGCUCGACCGGCCACUGUUUCAUCCGCCGUCGAAUGGCACCAAGCUUGAGGGAACUUACAGGCUUCCUUUAGGAUAUCAGAUGGAUGCUUCGUACUACUAUCUUAAGCUGCGAUGGAGCAUACCGUGUGGACCAAAUAGCGUGAUCACAUUCCCAGGGGCUCCCUGGUUAAAGCCAUGGUACUGGUGGUCGUGGCCUGUUCUGCCACUAGGCCUCCAGUGGCAUGAACAACGUCGUCGAACUUUAGGGUAUAGUGCAGAGAUGGCAGUGGUGCUGAUCCAAUGUGCGAUAUACAUUGGAAUAAUAGCAAUGACUCGUCUAGCGAGGCCGAGUCUGUCAAAGCUGUGCUAUAGGCGUUCGGACAAGAGCAUUAACUUAGUGCAAAACAGCCUCAAAUUGGUAGCAUUUUGGUGCAUACUUGCUGCCUACGUAACUCCAUUCUUCACCAUUCCUCACACGGUUCACCCUCUUCUGGGGUGGUCCCUGUAUUUGCUGGGUUCUUUCGCCCUGUGUUCGAUCGCCAUGAACGCGUUGCUGCUUCCAAUUUUACCAGUUUUGGUCCCAUGGUUUGGUAUUGUUGGGGCGCUCUUGGUUAUGGCGUUUCCCUGGUAUCCAGAUGGGGUUGUCAGAGCCUUGACCGUCUUCGUUUAUGCCUUCUGUUGUGCUCCAUUUCUGAGUGUAGCUGUGUCCAAGAUAAUGGCGGCUCUUCAGUUAACUCUUGAAAGGGAGGCUUUCUUGCCCAGAUUGGGGGAAUCUUCGCCUCCUUCUGCGUUCAACAAGCUUUACUGAAUUGAGCCGUACCCAUUUGAGCAUAAUAGAGUUACUGCCACAGACGAUGAUUUUUUCCGCUGAGAUCAGAGUGACUUGGCAUGGGAUCUUCACCGUGGGGACUUAGGGGCGUGGCAUCAUUAGCAUUCUUUUGGAUUAAGGAUUAAGCAUCUGUAGCCGACCAGCCUUGCUCUUACAGAUUUCUGUUUACCACUUUGAUUGGCUCCACUCUUGCGUAGUUGUAAAAUUAAAUUAUUGAGCAGUUUUGGGAAGGGCAGGGAUUUGAGCGUCAUUACUCAUGAGUCCUUGUAUAAACACUGUAUUGGUAUUUAUAUUAUAGUAUAUAUAUAAAUAUAUAUUCUUCCAAUCA
Prosopis cineraria is the source of this 2080-nucleotide messenger RNA. RefSeq names its product putative glucuronosyltransferase PGSIP8. The transcript has 5 exons. The record is from RefSeq and is a predicted model, not a curated record. Bases 298 to 1731 code for a protein of 477 amino acids. Gene Ontology annotation, molecular function: glycosyltransferase activity. NCBI's taxonomy places the organism in Eukaryota, Viridiplantae, Streptophyta, Magnoliopsida, Fabales, Fabaceae.